Messenger RNA from Exophiala bonariae, 756 nucleotides. RefSeq lists its product as uncharacterized. Lineage: Eukaryota; Fungi; Ascomycota; Eurotiomycetes; Chaetothyriales; Herpotrichiellaceae. Gene Ontology annotation, molecular function: hydrolase activity. The record is from RefSeq and is a predicted model, not a curated record. Bases 1 to 756 code for a protein of 251 amino acids. The transcript is spliced from 2 exons.
AUGGCGACCAACAAACUCACAGCCCUCUGCCUCGCCAUGGCCACACUGCUAACGCCCAGCACAACACUUCCUCUGGUGUCAUCCAAGCGUCAAACCAUCGGCGCACCAUGCACAGACGUGCACAUCUUCCUCGCAAAGGGGUGGAACGAGGAAUACCCAGGAAGACAAGGCAAGCUCGCGGGCGCGAUCUGCUCGGGCCUGUCGAGCUGCGACUACGAGGACAUCCAAUUCUACAACACGCCGGAGGCCGACUACUGCGCCUCCGUGACCGAGGGCAACACGAACGGGGUGGCUCAGAUGACCGCGUAUGCAGAUCGGUGUCCCGACUCGCGCCUCGUGCUCAGCGGCUACUCGCAGGGCGCCAACGUUGCGGGCGACAUCCUCGGCGGCGGGGGUGGACGGUUCGGCAAUGAGACGGUGUACUGCACGGUCGGCGACACGGUGGGUUUGGAUCGCAGCACCAGCCCCGGUAAUAAACUCGGCGCGGCCCUGAUCUUCGGCGACAACCGCCACGUCGCGAACCAGCCAUACAACAUCCUGUCGGGCGCCGGCAUCUCGGCCAACAACCCGCGGUUUCCAGACUCGCUGACCCGCAUGAACGAGUUCUCCGACAUCCUGCGCAGCUACUGCGUCGACAGCGACCCCGUCUGCGCGGCUGCCGGGCCCGGUCCUUUCGUCGUCGACAACCAUCUCAACUACUUCGACAUCUACUCCGACGACGCCGCCGCGUGGGUCAAGGAGACGCUUGGCUUGUAG